AUGCAUCGUUUACUCAUUCUUUCCAUCUUCUCAGUUGCAGCACUACUUGCAGUUGCAGAUGGUAGUUACAUUGGUGUAAACUAUGGUCGCAUAGCCAACAACCUUCCCUCAGCAUUCAAAGUCGUUAACCUUCUCAAAUCACAGGGAAUCAACCGGGUCAAACUAUACGACACCGACCGAGCUGUUCUCCGGGCAUUAUCCGGAUCCGGAAUCAAAGUAACCGUCAACCUCCCCAACGAACAACUCUUCUUCGCAGCCAAGAAACUCUCCUACGCACUCGCAUGGCUCAACAGAAACGUCGUCGUUUACCAACCACACACAGUCAUCGAAGCCAUCGCAGUCGGCAACGAAGUCUUCGUCGACCCACACAACACCACCAAAUACCUAGUCCCCGCCAUGAAAAACAUUCACAAAGCUCUUAUCAAGAACAAUCUCCAUAACUCCAUAAAAAUCUCCUCCCCAAUCGCACUCUCCGCUCUCGGAUCCUCAUAUCCAUCUUCAACUGGUUCAUUCCAACCCGACCUAGUCGAACCCGUGAUAAAACCCAUGCUGGAUUUCAUCCGCGAAACGUCGUCGUAUUUAAUGGUCAACGUGUAUCCUUUUUUCGCUUACGAGUCAAACGCUGACGUCAUUUCUUUAGACUACGCUUUGUUUCGUGAGAACCCGGGUAACGUGGAUCCGGGUAAUGGGUUAAAGUAUUUUAACAUCUUCGACGCACAAAUCGACGCCGUUUUUGCAGCACUUUCAGCUCUCAAAUACGACGACGUAAAGAUCGUUGUGAGUGAGACAGGGUGGCCUUCUAAAGGAGAUAGCGAUGAGGUGGGUGCGUCCCCAGAGAACGCUGCUGCCUACAACGGUAACCUUGUUAAAAAGAUUCUGACUAACGGUGGGACGCCGUUGCGACCCAAUGCAAAUCUAACCGUUUAUUUGUUCGCUCUUUUUAACGAGAAUGGGAAAGUGGGACCUACGUCGGAGAGAAAUUUUGGAAUGUUUUACCCUAAUAUGGAGAAGGUUUACGAUGUUCCGUUCACUGUGUAA
Lathyrus sativus (Indian pea) is the source of this 1038-nucleotide messenger RNA. The record is from the annotation of a GenBank genome assembly. Lineage: Eukaryota; Viridiplantae; Streptophyta; Magnoliopsida; Fabales; Fabaceae.